AUGCGCGGCCUCGCCCCCUCCGGCCCGGGGGGCGCCUUCGCCCUGCCGGACAACACGCGCGACGUUGUCCGGGCCUGGGCCUCCUCCGACUGGUCCCCGAGCGGCGGUGUCGAGAUCCUCCUCACCCCCGGCACCACCUGGGACUCGAGCACGGAUGCGGUCCAGCGCCGGGCCAUUGCCGAGGCCGAUCUGACCGUGGUCGUGGUGCCGCCGCCGCCGCCGGCCGCCUUCCCCCUGGAGCCCGACGCCCCGGGCCCCGGGGCCGGGGCCCUGGACGCCGCAUGGCUCGGGCGCCGCGACGAUGUGGCCCUCAUCCGGGCGUCGCUCUUCCCGCGCGAGCCGUCGGCCUGGGCCCCGCCCUCGUCGGUGCCCCUGGUGUCGGACCCGUCGCUGUCGGGGCCGGAGCAGGCGGCGGCGGCGGCCGCACGUGCAGCGGCCGCCGCCGCCACCGGCAGCGGGCCCGACUGCGAUGGCGGCCCCCUCCCCCGGCCGUCGCCGGUGCUGGUGUUCGCCACGCCGCCCGGGCUGUCGGCGCCGCAGCGCCAGGCCAUGGCGCAGCAGGCCUCGCAGGCGGUGCUGAGCCGCGCCGCGGCCGGGGCCUUCUCCCCGGCCCGGUGCUCGGUCAGCCCGGGGGACUCGGCCCAGGCCGGCUCCCCGGCCGGGCACCAGCACCAGCACCAGCACCCGGUCGAUGUGUCCACCUGGCCGUCGUUCGUGGUGGACCCGGCCGACGGCCGCGGCGCCCCGGUCCUGCGGGACUACCUGCUGGAGAUGGCGCGCCAGGAGAAGCGCCACAAUCUGCGCAUGCGCUCGCUGCUGGAUGCCGCCCAUGAAUCCCUGCAAGAGGCCGGCGAGACCCUGCGCCAGCGGGAGGUCGUCACCCGCCAGCUGUACUACAGCCCGGGGGGCAUCCGCGACCGGCUCAAGUCCUCGGGGCUGGGUCUCUUCUCGCUGAGCGAGCAACUGAGCGCCGCCUCGUCGCAAGUCUCGCGCUACCUCCUGGGCGAUGGGGCCGACGCCGGCAGUGGGAAGGAGCUCUCGAUCCCGGGCCCGGGCCCGGGCCCGGCCACGGCCGCCUCCGCGUCGGCCCCCCAGCCGCGCUUCUCCUGGCUGGACCUCUAUCGCCGGGUGCAUCUGCUUGGCGGGGCCAAUCGCCGGAAGAUGACGGUCUUCGAGUUCCAGGUGUGGCAGAAGCUCCAGGCGUCGUUGCAUUUCUCCCCGGACUCGCUCGCCCCCGCUACCACCAUGAUCAACUCCCUGCCGCUGUUCGCCCGGCUACGCGACGCCCCGGCCGCCGACGCGACACCCCCGGUCCCCGGCCCGGCCGAGCGCAUCCUCCACGAGCAGGAGCUCUUCGACAUCGUGUCCAGCACCAUGGACCACCACCUGUCGCCGGAGGCCCUGACCCGGAGCACCCGGCGCAAGCUCAUCGUCACGCACCUCGGCUCGCUGGUGCUCUAUUCCGCGGCGGCCGGCGCCCCGCUGACGGUCUGGGGCCAGACCCUGCUGGACCCGAGCGUGGUCAUCACCCCCCUGGAGGCGGGCCUGGUGGCCACCGGGUCCGUGGCCCUGUCGCUCACGAGCUUCCUCUGGCGCCGGUGGAUGCUCUCCUCGGCCGCGGCCCGUAUUCACAACAAGUGCGGUGCCCUGUCCUCCUUCUCCGACACCACCCUCUCCAAGAUGCUGUCCCUGAUCGACGACAAGGUGAACGCCUGGUCCUGCAGCCAGGCCGAGCAGCGGCGCGUCUUCCAGGCCCAGGCGCAGGUCCGCCGCGCGGCCGAGGCCCUGGACCCCCACCGGCCGGAUGAGUAGCCUCUCUGCCUCUCGCCUCCGGGCGGCGGCGCUCCCCUGUCUCCCCCCGCCCCCGGGGGGCAGAG
Molecule: messenger RNA, 1877 nt
Organism: Fonticula alba
Lineage: Eukaryota; Rotosphaerida; Fonticulaceae
Exons: 6
Coding region: 1-1812 (603 amino acids)
Source: RefSeq, a predicted model, not a curated record